Messenger RNA from Polistes dominula (European paper wasp), 6073 nucleotides. It is a transcript of the gene Tdg, whose product is annotated as Thymine DNA glycosylase. The record is from RefSeq and is a predicted model, not a curated record. Gene Ontology annotation, molecular function: DNA binding; pyrimidine-specific mismatch base pair DNA N-glycosylase activity; uracil DNA N-glycosylase activity. NCBI's taxonomy places the organism in Eukaryota, Metazoa, Arthropoda, Insecta, Hymenoptera, Vespidae. Gene Ontology annotation, cellular component: nucleus. Gene Ontology annotation, biological process: base-excision repair, AP site formation.
GCUCUGUAGCCGAGCGUGCGCGAAGGUGAACGAGUACCGACGGAAACGUGCGAACAUAGAGGUUCGUGCUGCCGAACGAACGAACGGUCAGGCAGUGUCGAGCGGUUAUUGUAAACGCGAUCAUCGCGUAUUUUACCGCUGACAUAAAAUAGUGAAAUAGAUGUGCGCUCGCGCGUGUUUACGCGGCUCGAAAGAGAAAAAAAGACAGAGAGAUAAAGAGUAGGUGGAUGGGUAGAGUGGAGAGUGAGAACAAGAGAAAAAGAAAGAAAGAAAGGAGGAAGAACGAAGGAGAACAAGAGAAAGAACAAGGGAGAAGGUUAGAGAGAGAGAGAGAGGGGUAGAAAAAAUCGAAACGCGUGUGUGCAUGAAGAUUGGCGUGAUAAAGACAGAAGAGCGUUACGGAAUCCCUGAUAAACCUUUCUUAAACUUCUACUCAUUCGAAUUAUUCAAUUGGAAUUCGUGCACUGUUUGAGACGGAGAAAUAGAGAGCGUUUGACGGAAAAUUCGAACGAAAAUUCGAACACUGUUGUGUGAUCUUCACGUAUUAAUUGUUAUUUCAUUGGUGUUCAAGUUUUAUUUUCCGCCGUUACAUCUAUACGUGUUGGAUACAUAAUAUUUGAAGAUUAAAAAGAAGAAAAGUAAAGAAAAAAAAAGAAAAAAAUAGAAGAAGAGUGAAGAGAAUUCAAGAACGGAGAAGUGGAGUGGCAAUCUCGUUCGUUGCUCCGUCGGACGUGUACUCGAGUGUCAACUGCACACAUACAUCUAAGUAAAGAAAGAGUAUGUGUGUUUAUAUGUGAGUGAGUGAGAGAACGAGAACAAGAACGAGAGAAAGAGAGAGUACGGAAAGGUUGUGUACAUACCGGGUGUCUCGAAAGUUAACCCGGUCAGUAUUUUGUAAGUACUGCUUAUGAGAUUGUUGUGUCGUCGUUUCUCGAAGCAGCGGAUGAUAAUGAAGACAACGACGACGAUGAAGAUGAUGAAAGGUGAAAGGACAAAUCCAAAUACGAGGACGACGAGGACGAAAACGACGACGAGUAGCUCAAGGGGUCUUGAUUGAGCCACUGACAACGAAUUUGUUCUCUCUCUCUUUCUUUAAAGUGAGAAGAAGAGACGUUAUUCUUGUGUGUCCCAAAAGUAUAAUAACUCUCUCUCUCUCUCACUCUCUCUCUCUCCCUAUAGUAAUAAGUGUAAUAAUAGAAGAUAGAGAGAGAGAAAAUAAUUGUUCUAAAAUAGAAGAAUCGAAGGAAUAAGUUAAACAAUAAAGGAUCCGUGGAUAAGAGAGUCGUCGCGUCGUCGACGGCGACCGAACGGAUCGCACCGUCGGUCCCGUCGCCGCGACGGAACGAAUACACCGUCGUAUUCGUGUGCGACGGACGUGUGUUGCUAGUGGUAGUAGAGUAGUAUUGGUGCUGCUGCUGCUGCUGCUGCUGCUAGUAGUAGUAGUAGUAGUAGUAGUAGUAGUAGUAGAGUAGUAGGUAGUAGUAGUAGUGGUGGUGGUGGUGGCGGUGGUAGUAGUUGCGGUGGUGAAGCGAUCGUUACUAGCCUGAGCAACGCCAAGAGCAUCGUCGUCGUCGUCUCGUGGAGUAGCGACAGUGGCAGCGUCGCCAGAGAAAUAGUAGUUGUAGUUGUAGCAGUAGUUUUAGUGUAGUAGAGUCCUAGUGGAAGAAGAAGAAGAAGAAGAAGAAGAGGAACGAGAAAGUGGGGGAGGUGCUAAAGGAAGAAUAGAAGAGAAUACAGGCCGAGCAAGAAAGAGAGGAAGAGAUACAACAGUGUGCUAGUUGUAUUCCCAAGUAAAAGGAGAAGGAAGAAGAAUAGGUAGAGGUGGGAUUUGCACAAAUCCGGUCCGUCGGUUGGUGGUCAUCGAAACUAACUUGGACGAAGGUCCACGAAAGAGAAGAAGGACCAUUCUUGAGGAAGUAAAAAGAGAUAGAAGAGCAGCAGCAGGAGAAAAAGAAGAAGAAAAAAAAGACGAAGAGAAGGAGGCGGAGGAGGAGGCGGAGGAGGAGGAAGAGGAAGAGGAGGAGAGAAGAGAAGAGGUGAAAUAUCCUCAUCGCGGUUUUCCCCGCGUCAGAGAUCUCUUCGAGUAUGCAGGUGGCAACGCUGUUCAGGGAGAGCGCCACCCUGCUGGGUGCCUCUACCUUGGAUCCCCCGCAGACACACCACCAUCAGUCCGUGCAUCAGCAACAGCAGAUUCAGCAACAGCAUGCCGCCGACUUGCAUCUUAGUCACCACAUGCAUCACUACAAGAUGUCGUAUCCGUCGCCUGUGCAGAACGGGGUUCAAAAUGGGGCGUCCAUGAAUUGUUCUCAGGGUGUGUUGGUGAAGCAAGAGGCUAGGGACGACGGUUACGAGACGAGUCCAGAUCUCGAGAUGAGAAGCACCGGUGGUGACAGCAGUCAGCAGUACCACACACCGCUGACACCGCACACGCCGCACACACCGCACACCCCGCACACGCCCCUCACGCCCGUAUCGGCGACGGCGCAUCAACCCCAACCACCUGGCUCGACCGCCUCCACCCUAGGACAGAUGGCAAUAAAAUGCGAGACACCAGUGGAUCCAUACUCUUUCGUAGACGAAGACAUGUCGAUGGGUGGUAUGAGGUCCGCGAGCAGUCCUGGUGGCAAUCCUGAGAGCAUGACGUGUCCGGGCGGCGUCCAACCGGGUCUGGUUACACCCACGUCGACGCCACCCGGUCCUCUCUCCAGUCAGCAACAUCAUCGAAUCGAUCUCGUACUGAAUGGUGCUGUGAAUACCCAGCUAGUGCAUCAACCGAAGAAAAGAGGAAGAAAGAAAAAAUCCGAAAUGAUAUUAACACCCGAAGAAGCUGAGCUUGCGGAGGCGAAAAAACGCGCGAAGACGUAUAAAGAAAGGAAAAAACAUGACAGGUUUGACGGAAUGCCGGAGGAGGAAGUGAGUAAACGCAUUCUUCCGGAUCACCUAACGAGCAACCUGGACAUCAUCAUAAUUGGGAUCAACCCUGGAUUAUUUGCUGCAUAUAAGGGGCACCAUUACGCCGGACCCGGUAAUCAUUUCUGGAAGUGUUUACACCUUAGUGGACUAACGCCUGAACCAUUGACCGCCGACGAUGACUACAAAUUAUUACGACUCGGUAUUGGCUUCACGAACAUGGUGGCACGUGCCACUAAAGGAAGCGCAGAUCUAACGAGAAAAGAAAUUAAAGAAGGUAGUCAUAUCUUGUUAGAGAAGUUGCAAAAAUACAAACCAAAAAUCGCCGUGUUCAACGGGAAAUUGAUUUACGAAGUCUUUUCGGGAAAGAAAGAAUUCGGAUUUGGUAGACAACCGAACCUUGUUGACGGUACAAAUACGUACAUGUGGGUUAUGCCAUCGAGCAGCGCGAGAUGUGCACAAUUACCACGAGCAGCUGACAAGGUGCCAUAUUACGCAGCUCUUAAGAAAUUCCGUGAUUACUUGAACGGUACGAUCGCGCAUUUGGAUGAGUCAGACAUUGUUUUUGCCGAUUCGAAACUUAAGAAGAAAGAGCAAGACGCGAUCGAGGAUAAGAAGCAAAUCUACUCGGAUGAUUUGACACACGACGGUGAUAUAAAGAUGGCAGAAAUGAAUGGUAAUUCUAUAAAACAAGAAUCAGGUUUGAUACCGGGUAAAAAGAAACGGGGCAGACCUAAAAAAAUAAAAAAUCCGGAAGAUCAACCGCCUCCGGAUCCGGAAAAAUUAGAUGCCAAUGGGGAAGUAAUUAAGAAACGUCGAGGACGGCCGAAGAAAAUCCAUCAACAACAGAAACAACAGGAACGAGAAAAUAGAGAAAGGGAACAGCACCAACAGCAGCAGCAUCAAGUUAUGAAUCAUUUGAGUAAUCCUUAUAACAAUGGCGUACCUAAUUGUUUUUCACCGCCAAUGAUGUCACCUCCGAAACCUUUCGGUCAUAUGGCACCGUACGCGCAACCACAAAUGAACGAUACCGGUUUCUUUGGGCAGGGUAUGAAUGACACGCCCUAUAACAUGAGCUCGAAACAAAGUCCUGUACAUUUGCAACAUUACAGCCAAAGUCCUAAAUCUAUGACCCUUUCUUUCACACAUUCUGAUCUGUCCUCAGAGAUAAAUACCGCAAUUUCGUCGGAAAAUAAUUUAGAACCAUCCCCGUUAACGUCGCCGAGCGUGGAUCAUCCGGAUUUCGAGCCACCGACAAGUAUGUCCCAACAAAAUAUGGGGAACGAUCAUCGACAAUACAACGCAUCUGGUAACGGUGAUAAUCCGAGUCAUCAUGGUAGUCCAGGAACACCAUCGCACAGUGGAUAUACGAGCUACAUGGGUUAUCACGAUCAAACACCGGAUCCUCACAAUCCGCAUCAAACAACGUCGACGCCUCUGAGCCAGUGUGAUGAACAAUCCCAUCACUCCCAUCAGACACCGCCGCAUACCCAUUCGCACACUCCGACUCAUUCUUCGAUGUCACCUCAUCAUCAUCCGCACGAGCAAUACGGAAUGAAACGGAACACGGGACAAGACAUGUCAUCAAAAAGUCUGAGCGAUCUUGAAUCUUUGGUAGAUCAGAUACCAAGUAUAGCCGACGGCGGAAGUCAGCGUCUUCAACACUCGCAUCCAAAUAUGUCGGACGAUUCGCUCGUUGAGAAAAUGGACGGUCAUCAUCAGUCAUCCUAUUUACCAGGUUUUGGUGGUAUGCCCGUAGGCGGUAUGUCAAAUUACAGUCCACCUUUACCACCUGGUAAUGGUUUAUAUCCAGGCUCGUUACAUCAUUCGCCUGGAGACGGUUACGGUGGUCUAUAUGGUAUGAAUAGUCGACAUCAAGCGGAAUCUCAGCAACAGCAGCAGCAACAACAACAACAACAACAACAACAACAACAACAGCAGCAGCAGCAGCAACAACAACAACAGCAGCAGCAGCAACAGCAGCAGCAGCAACAACAACAACAACAACAACAACAGCAACAACAACAACAACAGCAGCAGCAGCAACACAGUAAAUCGUACACGGUCGAGAAUCUAGCAUCGAGCAACUGUUCACCUAGCAUGGGUCACGCUCAUCCCGCAAACUCUUACCCAAAUAUUAUACCUGGACCUCAUUAUGCUGUACCAAUGGGCUCGACUAACGGCUAUCUCUUCAGUGGCCUCGAGUCAAGCCUGAUGCAACGUACUUACGGGAUGAGCGGUAUGAGUGGCAUGGGUGGAAUGCUACAUAAUCCUUAUCCGUACAACGGUACGUACCCGAGUACCUUUGAUACCUAUGCGGCGCCACCAGCGGGCAUUCACGCGCCCAGCGCAAAUUAUCCUGGGUAUGCCGGCGCGGGUAGCGCCAUGCCUGCUACCGCCACUUCGCCACCUUAUCUCCCGUCGCAUCAUAGGCCACCAGUUGACCUAACCUACGACGCUGUAUGAUAAUCGAUGUAAAGCUAUUGAUGAUGAUGAUGAUCGCCUCAUCGCGUAUCGAUAUUAUCUUUUCUACGUAUUUUUACACGUUUAGAAUUCGUCGGCAUUGCCGUCUCUUUCUAUCUCUCUCUCUCUCUCUCUUUCUCUCUCUUAUUCUCUCUCAUUCUCUCUUCCUAUUCUAUCUAUAUCUAUCAAUCUUUCUCUUUCUAAUAUGAGUCACAUCAUGCAUAACAUUGCAUACUUGCAUAAGAAGACCUCUAUUUAACAACCCUCGCCUAUUGGAUCGACGUUCUUAUCCUACUGACUAUUGUCAUCUUUUUCAUAGAUCGAUUUAUUGAAAUGGAACAGCAUGUUUCCUAAUUAACAUACGCAAUGUUCCCAUAAACCAAAUGUUAUGAUUUAGUUUUUCUUUCCUUUUGUUUUUUUUUUAUUUUUCUUAUUUUUUUUUUUUUAUCUUUCUUUCUACAGCACUACCGAAUAUCAUUUUAUCCCAAUUACAUUAGAAUUAGAAUGUUCAUUUCUAUAAUAACUAAAUACACAAAUUUCUAAAUCCAAUUCCUAUAUAAUCCAAUAUCCUAAAACCCCAUACGCGCAUUACACAGUUCAUUUGAUUGUUUUCAUAUCCCCGUAUCUUUGACUCUUCUUUCUUCUCAAAAUAUUUUUCUUUCUUACUUUCUUUCUCUCUUUCUCUUCCUCUCUUUUUCUU